CCCUAAUUUGUAUUUUCUCAAAUAUUUUUUUCUACCAAAAAAAAAGAAAAUUUAAUUGAAGUCUUCUCUCUCAUAAACCCUAACAAGUAAAAGGCGGCUUCAGUCACCACCAUCUCUUUCUCUCUCUCUCUGCCGCAUCUCAAUUGAAGUUUUGUAGGUCUAAUGGCUUCGGAAGCACCACCUCAAGUUCCAGCAGAAGCUCUUCAAUCCCUUUCGGUAUCAUCGGAGGAGCCUUCUAGCUCUUCUAAUCAGAUUGAUCCUGCUUUGGAGGAGAGGUACAGAAUUGUUAGAAGUAUUGGAGAGGAAUGUAUUCAAGAGGAUGAGCUCAGGAAUUUGUUAGCAAAGAAGCCUGAGCCUAUUUGCUAUGAUGGGUUUGAGCCAUCUGGUAGAAUGCACAUUGCUCAGGGUGUGCUGAAGGCAAUAAAUGUGAACAAGCUUACCUCUGCUGGGUGCAGAGUGAAAAUCUGGAUUGCUGAUUGGUUUGCACAGCUUAACAAUAAAAUGGGGGGUGACUUGAAGAAAAUCGAGACUGUUGGCCGCUACUUAAUUGAGAUAUGGAAAGCUGUUGGUAUGGAUCUAGAAGGAGGCAAAGUGGAGUUCUUAUGGUCAUCAAAGGAGAUUAAUGCGAGAGGGGAUGUGUAUUGGCCUAUUGUAAUGGAUAUUGCUCGCAGGAAUAAACUUCCAAGGAUACUCAGGUGUAGCCAAAUUAUGGGACGAAGUGACCAAGACGAGUUGACCGCAGCCCAAAUUUUCUACCCUUGCAUGCAAUGUGCUGAUAUAUUCUUCUUGAAGGCUGACAUUUGCCAGUUAGGAAUGGAUCAGCGAAAAGUUAAUGUACUUGCAAGAGAGUACUGUGAUGACAUCAAAAGAAAGAACAAACCAAUUAUUUUGUCACACCACAUGUUGCCUGGAUUACAGCAAGGACAGGAGAAGAUGUCCAAAAGUGAUCCAUCAUCCUCCGUCUAUAUGGAAGACGACGAGGCUGAGGUGAAUUUGAAGAUAAAGAAAGCUUACUGUCCCCCAAAGAUUGUGGAAGGGAAUCCAUGUCUAGAGUACAUUAAAUAUCUUGUUUUGGCCUGGUUUAAUGAGUUCACUGUUGAGCGAAGUGAACAGAAUGGUGGAAAUAAAACCUACAAAAACUAUGAAGAUAUAAUUGCUGACUACGAGAGUGGGGAUCUUCAUCCAGCCGAUCUCAAACCCGCCUUAUCAAAGGCGUUGAAUAAGAUACUUCUGCCCGUUCGAGAACAUUUUAAGAACGACAGUACUGCAAAAGAACUUCUGAAAAGGGUCAAGGUAACUCUACUAAAAUUUUCCAUAAAAUUAACCACUAUUCGGUAUUUUCUACCUAUGGCUAACAAUUUUUCGCAUUGAUCAUAAUUUUGUUUCUGUAGGCUUACAGAGUAACAAAGUGAUAAUGAUCAAUGGAGCUUUAAAGAUUUUGCCUCCUUCCUUUUACUUGGAAAAAAAGACAAAAAGGUUUGAUAUUUGAGAUUGUAGUCAAUUUAAAAAGAUUUGUAGUAAUAUGCUCAGCUAUUUAUUAUUAGACUAACAAGUAUUUAUUUAGCAAGGCUAAGUAGUAAAUAUCAAGUAGACUGAGUUAGCUUUUUACUACAAAAUGUUAUUGUACUUCAUUUCAUUUUUCACUCAAAGAAUUUCACCAGUUUGAUUUUGUGUUUCAUGCACCAUGUUUAUGAAUUUUAGCACAAAUAUGUAAUAUAUAUUUACAUAUUAUUUGAAUAACAUAUAUAAUUUUCAGUUUAA
Molecule: messenger RNA, 1761 nt
Organism: Cannabis sativa
Lineage: Eukaryota; Viridiplantae; Streptophyta; Magnoliopsida; Rosales; Cannabaceae
Product: tyrosine--tRNA ligase 1, cytoplasmic
Exons: 10
Coding region: 163-1371 (402 amino acids)
Biological process (GO): tRNA aminoacylation for protein translation
Molecular function (GO): tyrosine-tRNA ligase activity; ATP binding
Source: RefSeq, a predicted model, not a curated record